Molecule: messenger RNA, 1187 nt
Organism: Jaculus jaculus (lesser Egyptian jerboa)
Lineage: Eukaryota; Metazoa; Chordata; Mammalia; Rodentia; Dipodidae
Gene: Stbd1
Product: starch binding domain 1
Exons: 2
Coding region: 1-1011 (336 amino acids)
Cellular component (GO): membrane
Molecular function (GO): glycogen binding; starch binding
Source: RefSeq, a predicted model, not a curated record
AUGGGCGCGGUCUGGUCAGCCCUGCUGGUCGGCGGGGGUCUGGCGGGUGCGCUUUUCCUUUGGCUGCUGAGGGGCGACUCCGGGGACCCAGAGAAAGAUGGGGAGUCGCAGAAGGACACCCCUUCGGGGGAGGCUGCGGCUCCCGGAGGCGAGCAGGGUGGUGGAGGCGGCGGCCCAAGCCCUGGACCUGCCAAGACGGAGCCGGACCCCAAAGCAGAGCAUCUUCAGGAAUGCAAUGGACAUUUGAUUUCUGUGACUAAAGGUCCUGCUGACCUGCACAAAGCACAGCAACUACAGAAUCCUUCUGGAGCAGACUGGGGCAAUGCCAGUCAGGAUGUUCUAAACACACACUCCAGGGCUUACUCUGAAGUUUCAAGAAAUAAAGGCCUGGAAUCUCAUGCAGGAGAGCAGAGAUUCCACGAAGGACAAGAGAGCCCUGCUAAAGCAGCUACUCGUGUGAUUCAGAAGUUGCCCGCUAACAAUCUGCUCGUGGACAAAGCUAAAGAAGUGAGGCUUGCACAGCCGGACAGUCAGGACUCUGCUGACCAUGAAGACUGGGAAGUGUUAUCUAGACACUCAUUGAGGGGUGAUGUUGGUUUGGGUGGUAGUCUUGAGGCUUCUGGGUUACGCCUAAGCCAGGGAAUGGACUGUGGCAGAAGCCCUCUUGUGGGAACAGGAGGUUGGAGAGCAGAUGGGAAAGCAGUGUCUCCAGAGCCUCAGCAAGUUAGCAUCAGGUUCCAGGUGCACUAUGCCACCAGCACUGAUGCACAGUUCAUUGCAGUAACUGGAGACCAUGAGUAUCUUGGGAAAUGGAAUGCAUACAUUCCACUCUACUAUGGCAAGGAUGGGCUCUGGUCUCAUUCUGUCUUCCUGCCGAAAGAUACAGUGGUAGAGUGGAAGUUUGUGUUGGUAGAGAAUGGAGAGGUUACUCGCUGGGAGGAAUGCAGCAAUAGACUCCUACAGACUGGCCAUGAGAACAAAGUGGUUCAUGGGUGGUGGGGAGUUCACUAAUUCAGCUUGCAAGACAUCAGAUGCUGGAGCAGCAUGAGGCAUGCUAAAUAAUUGAAAGGUGGUGUGAUUCCAAAUUUAGCCACCAGAGUUGUUUCAGAUUUGUUAGUGUGGUUUUUGUCUAAUGUACACAAAUAUAUGUUUGACAAUAAUGCUGCCAAAGAGUACAGACUUUUCCC